AUGCAGCCGGCGGAGGAGGGGCCCAGCGGCCCCCGGAUCUACAGGCAGCGCGGCCCCUACAGCGUGCUCAAGACGUUCCCGGGCAAGAGGGCCGCGCUGGCCAAGCGCUACGACAGGCCCGCGCUGCUGGAGCUGCCGCCCGCGCGGCCCGCGCCGCCCCCGCCGCCCUUCGCGCCGCCCGCCGCCGUCCCCAUCAGCAGCAGCGACCCGUUCGCGGCGCAGAGCGCCUACCCCGCCGCGCCCGGCCGCGCCGCCGCGUCCUCGUCGUCGCCGUCCUGCACGCCCGCCGCGCCCCAGGGCCACCUGAGGACCCCCGCGCCGCCGCCCGCGUCCCCCGCCGCGUCCUCGUCCUCGUCCUUCGCCGCCGUCGUCAGGUACGGCCCGGGCCCGGCGGCCGCGGGCGGCAGCGGCGCGGGCGGCGACGGCCCGAGCCUGGAGCUCAGCGCAGAGAGUCGUAUGAUCCUGGAUGCCUUUGCCCAGCAGUGCAGUCGCGUUCUUAGCCUCUUAAACUGUGGAGGGAAACUUCUGGACUCCAGCCACGCCCACUCCAUGAUUUCUUGCGUGAAGCAGGAAGGCUCAAGUUACACUGAGAGACAGGAGCAGUGUCACCUUGGGAAGGGGGUCCACAGUCAGACCUCGGACAGUGUAGACGUAGAGAUGCAAUAUUUGCAAAGGAAACAACAAACUUCUGCCUUCUUGAGGGUUUUCACCGACUCUCUCCAAAACUACCUGCUCUCGGGGAGCUUUCCGACUCCGAACGCCCCGUCGGUCAGUGAGUACGGCCACCUGGCCGACGUGGAUCCUCUCUCAACCUCCCCUGUGCACACGCUCGGGGGCUGGACCUCCCCGGCGACAUCUGAGUCCCACGGCCACCCAUCCUCGUCUACACUGCCGGAAGAGGAGGAGGAGGAGGAGGAGGAAGGCUACUGUCCGCGAUGCCAAGAGCUGGAGCAGGAGGUUAUUUCGCUGCAACAAGAAAACGAAGAGCUCAGAAGGAAGCUGGAGAGCAUCCCAGUGCCCUGCCAGACGGUUCUAGAUUACUUGAAGACGGUACUUCAGCACCACAACCAGCUCCUGGUCCCGCAGCCCGCCGACCAGCCGACCGAGGGAAGCAAGCAGCUGCUGAACAACUAUCCCGUCUACAUAACGAGCAAACAGUGGGACGAGGCCGUAAAUUCUUCCAAGAAGGACGGAAGACGGCUCCUGCGAUACCUCAUCAGAUUUGUUUUCACGACCGAUGAGCUUAAGUACUCAUGCGGCCUUGGGAAAAGGAAAAGGUCAGUGCAGUCAGGAGAGACAGGUCCCGAAAGACGCCCUCUGGAUCCAGUUAAAGUAACAUGCCUCCGAGAAUUCAUUAGGAUGCACUGCACCUCCAACCCCGACUGGUGGAUGCCCUCGGAGGAGCAGAUAAACAAAGUGUUCAGCGACGCGGUGGGUCAUGCCCGGCAGGGGCGGGCGGUGGGGACCUUCCUUCACAACGGAGGCUCGUUUUACGACGGGAUCGAUCACCAGGCUGCGCAGGAUGAAGUCUUCAGUAAGGGUUCCCAGGAUGGAUCCGGGGAUUAG
This is a messenger RNA of Propithecus coquereli (Coquerel's sifaka), 1566 nucleotides long. It is a transcript of the gene BEND4, whose product is annotated as BEN domain containing 4. NCBI's taxonomy places the organism in Eukaryota, Metazoa, Chordata, Mammalia, Primates, Indriidae. The record is from RefSeq and is a predicted model, not a curated record. The coding region runs from base 1 to 1566 and encodes 521 amino acids. The transcript is spliced from 5 exons. Gene Ontology annotation, molecular function: DNA binding.